AUGUCCGACGCCACAGAGCAGACCGCGCCCGUCGUUGAAGAGACAGUCAUGGCCAACAAUGAGCCUGAAGUCCAAGCUACGGAGAACUCAGCCGAAGACACUCUUGAUUCCGCUGAUGGUGCCGCCAAAGUUACUGAGCAGCUAGAGUCUGCCACCAUAACCCCCGCUGUUGGUACUCCCAACGUUGACACCCCUAACACCGAUUACCUUAUCGCGAACGACCAAGACCCCAACUCUAAGAAAGUCACUCUUGCCGACUUGUCCGCAAAGGGCGCCGCCCUGUAUGCCCACAGGAACUACGAAGAGGCUGCCGAGGUGUUCUCCAGAGCCAGCAUUCUUCAAGCUGAGAUCAAUGGCGAGACAGCACCCGAAAAUGCUGAAAUCCUCUUCCACUAUGGCCGCAGUCUUUUCAAGGUUGGUCAAAGCAAGAGUGAUGUUCUUGGAGGUCCUUCUGUUUCCGAGAAGAAGAAGAGCACGGAAGGCAAGGCAAAGAAGCCUGCCCAGACCGAGGCCGACAAGGUGACACAGGAAGGUGUCGGCAUUGUCGCCGAGCAAAAGGAAGGCGAGAAGAAGACAGAGGAUAUCAAGGGAGAUAAGAAGCCCCUUUUCCAGUUCACUGGUGACGAGAACUUCGAUGAGUCAGAUGAAGAGGAGAAUGCUGAAUGCGAAGAGGACGAGGAGGAAGACGAUGAUCUGGCCACCGCAUUUGAAAUCCUGGACCUCGCCCGAGUGUGUUACAUGAAGCGUCUUGAGGCACUUGAAAACGAGCAGUCGGAAGAGAGCGGCAAGGGCAAGGAGGCUGCUGAGGAUUCGCCUACUAUUCGACACGUAAAGGAGCGUCUCGCUGACACUCACGAUGCCCUCUCUGAGAUCUCUCUUGAGAACGAACGAUACCCUAACGCCAUUGAGGAUGGCCGAACCUCGCUCAAGUUCAAGAUGGAGUUAUACCCCGAGGAGUCGGAGAUCAUCGCUGAGGCCCAUUUCAAGCUCUCACUGGCUCUGGAAUUUGCUUCCGUGACUACAGCUGGUGAUGAUGGCGCGAAUGCCAAGCGUGAAGACAUGGACCAGGGUCUGCGCGACGAGGCUGUGAAGGAGAUGGAGCUGGCAAUCAAGAGCUCCAAGCUGAAGCUUCAGAACAAGGAGGUCGAACUGGCUACCAUGGCCUCCCCUGAGGAUAAUGAACUGGCGCGAAAGUCUAUCCAAGAGAUGAAGGAACUUAUCGGCGAUAUGGAGCAACGGCUUGUUGACCUGCGCAACGAUCCGAUUGACGCUAAGGAUAUCCUGGGCGCUGACGCUGGACCCAUUGGCGGUAUUCUUGGUGCUGCCAUCGGCGAGUCUGCUGCUGAGACAAAGGCUCGGGUGGACGAGGCCAAGAAGACCGCCACCGACCUCAGCGGACUGGUCCGCAAGAAGAACAAGGACGAAUCUACUGGGGGAUCCGACACUGAAUCUAAUGGCAAGCGAAAGGCCGAGGAAUCGGUUGAGGACGCCGAGGCCAAGAAGGCCAAGGUCGAUGCCUAG
This is a messenger RNA of Fusarium sp. VM40, 1521 nucleotides long. Lineage: Eukaryota; Fungi; Ascomycota; Sordariomycetes; Hypocreales; Nectriaceae. The record is from the annotation of a GenBank genome assembly.